AUGGCCCCAAUUAACAAGAGUUGGAUGACAAUAAAAAAUAGAUUAAGCAGUAAGGAGUAUCAAGAAGUGGUUAAUUCAUUUAUUGAAUUUGUGAUGAGAAAUGUAGGCCUGGAGGAUAAGAUUCGAUGUCCAUGUAUCAAUUGCUUGAAUGACAAAAUACAUGUGAACCACAUUGUCAGGAUUCAUUUGAUUCGAAGAUGGAUGUCUCUUUCUUACAAGAGUUGGGUGCACCAUGGGCAACUAGUACCCGUGGCUAAACCUCUCAUACUGAAUGGAGGUCACCAUGACAUAUGUAGUCAAAUUGUAGGGGAAGAUCAAGAUGAUGAGGAUGAAUUGCCUACUAUGUUGGAAGAGGUUUUCAAGGGUUUUGCAAUGGAUGAUGAAGGGAACGAAUUACCUGCUAGUUUUGAGAGUGUGGAUGGGCGAAACUUUGAUAAGUUAUUUGAAGAUGGUCAACAUAAAUUGUACCCAGACUGCACAAGGUUCACUGUGUUGCCAUUUGUUAUUAAGAUGCUUCAUAUUAAGGUCUACAACAAGUGGAGCAACAACUCGUUUGAUAUGGUUAUGAAAGUUUUCAAAGCCACUCUACCCGAGUGUGAUGAGACUGUUCCAUGGACCAUAUAUGCUGCCAAAAAAUUCUUGAGUGACUUGGGUUUGGGCUACAUUCCCAUUCAAGCGUGUAGGUAUGACUGUGCACUGUUUUGGAAGGAGAAUGCAAAUCUUGAUAAUUGCCCCAAGUGUAAAGAGCCUAGAUACAAGUUGGACGACGGAAAGGGUAAGAAGAUCCCUCAAAAGAUAUUGAGGUAUUUUUCGUUGACAGCGAGAUUGUAUAUGUUCAAGAAAACCGCUACAGAUAUAAGAUGGCACAAGGAGAAACAUGUGGAUGAUGGAAUAUUGAGGCAUCCAGCUGAUGACGAGGCAUGUAAAGACUUUGAUUGCCAACAUCUUAUGUUUGCCAUGGAUCCACAAAAUGUAAGGCUAGGUCUUACCCCUGAUGGUUUCAAUCUAUUUAGAAAUAUGAGCACAUCAUGCAGUAUAUGGCCCGUUAUCCUAAUGCCUUACAAUCUCCUACCGUAG
Camellia sinensis is the source of this 1077-nucleotide messenger RNA. NCBI's taxonomy places the organism in Eukaryota, Viridiplantae, Streptophyta, Magnoliopsida, Ericales, Theaceae. The record is from RefSeq and is a predicted model, not a curated record.